AUGUCUAUUUUGAUUAAUGCAAUCAAUACAAAGCGGCAUGAAUUUUUCUCAUUUCUUAAUUUGUUCUUUUUUUCUCAUUUUAUAUUUAUAGAUAAUGUUGCUUCUUUAGCAAUGGGAAAAUCUGCGCGACGGUCAAUAAAAUCAGAUGAUCCGUCGUCGCCAUCCAGUUCACCAUACAUUUUUUAUCAUCACUCAACUAAUCGACCAGAUUCCUUUCAAUUGUGGUCGUCAAACCUUACAGCAAACGACUUCUCAUCAACAACGAAAAUUGACUCAACGUUUGGUGAAGCAUUGAGUCAAACAAAAAAUGUUGAAAAUAAAACAUCACGGAUCGAGACACCAUCACAUGGUGAUGUGUCGUCAUCGUCGAAGCCUUUCGAUACGUCAUCAGAAACUCCAACAAAAAAGCCUGCAACGACAACUUACAGGGCUUUCACCACCACUUAUAAAUCAACUGCAACGGCAAGAAGUUUUGGAAACUUCACAAAUCGAAGCGGUGAAAUGUCGGAUCUCGAGAGAAAAACCGAGAGGGAAUUAUUAAGAGAAGAAUUUUUUGCCACUUAUGAUGUUAUGACUGGAAUUCGAAUUGCUGCCACAUUGGGUGGCUUCUUUUUUCUUAUGGUCUUUUUAAUAGUUUAUAAGAGUCGUAGUCAUUCAAACAAAGCUUUAAGGGAUCCCAAAAUUCAAGCACGUGCUGCUGCUGCUGUUCAAGAUGAAGAAGAUAGAGAAAUGCAAGAAGCUUAUGAGAAGACAGCAUUUUCAUUGUAUCAAGAUGAACUCGAUGUGCCACCAAUGGACAUCGAUUUGCAACGAGAACGAAUUGUAUCAUUAGGAAAUGUUAGUUGUCCACCAUAUCUCUUAAACCCAAACCUUAGAUUUUCCUCGAUCGGCGGUUACAGUAGCUUACUAGAACCACCGAGACGAUAUUCCGGAGUGGGACGUCAACGUCGUCAAAGUAAUUCAGAUUCAUCUAGGAUACUUAGUGCCUAUCAUUUAAACGAUAAUUAUAGUAAUCAAAAUGAAAACUUUUUCAAUGAAAGCGAAGGCGAAGAGGCUGACGAUGAGUUUGAUCAACGUUUCACUACCACAACAGCUGAGAUUGCUUAUCCUCAUGGUCUUUUAUCUGUGCCAAGGGGUGCGGACUCACGACGCAGUAGCGGAAUGACAUGUUGCAGCACCGAAAGUUCAUUUUUGGAACGAAGAUGUUCAGCUAUAACAUUAGGAUUAAGUUCGUAUUCACGUGCUUCAUCACGUAGACCUAGUCGUGAUAAUUGGGAUUAUGAACCUGGUUAUCCUGGAAUUAACAUAAUCGAAGCAACGCCAAAAUCAUCGCCGUGUCCUAGUGAGCGUUUAACCCAUUGCAGUACCACUGUAACAAAAGAUCAUAUCAAAAUGUUUGAUCGAUUUAAAAGAAAACGACACGACGAUAAUUCGAUCGAUUCUAUUACUGAAUAUUCUGAUGAAAAUAUUCAUCAAUGUUGUAGUGAUAAAAAUGAAUUAUCAGAGAAUCUUGUAGUUGAUUCAAAUAGCAAUACACCAAUAGCGACUAUUGAUAACAUAAAUCAACAACCAGUUAUACGUAGAGCGCCUUUAGCAUCGCUUAGUUCAUUUAAAAUGUCAUCAUUUGAAUGUGCGGAUUCAGAUGCCAAUGGUUCAGUUUUUGAUGAUAGUGUCGCUGACACUGAUGAAGAUAUGGAACAGUUUAGCACGGAUAGUGAUGAGAUUAGUUUGCAGAGUCCACCUACAACAGAUCAACAUUUCCCGACCCAUAACACUCAAGAAUUUAAUAAUGGGAAGAAAGAUGAGAGAAGCAUAAAAAAAAAUUGUGAUGAAAAUGUUGUAAUUGUGAAUAUUGAAAAGCUUGAUGAGUUAGAAGACGCUGAAAGCACUCAACCAACGCUCAAAAGUUCCAUCAGCGUAUUCUCAUCUAGCGAGAAUGUAGAGCCAUGUGAAGAUAUCGAAAGACAGCAAUCAAAUGACAAAAUGUCGACGACACAUCCUGCAAGUUAUUCCGGUUGUAUCAGUAGUAGCGCUAGCGAUAAGAAAUCAAACAGUAGCGAAUGUGUUACAAUCAACGUAGUAGAAUAUAAAAAUGAGAAUGACGAAAAUCCUUCUGUAAAGCCAUCCGCCCCCUCUUCUGUGAUUCUUGAAAUGCCCGUUUUAGCAAAGCAAAAUAAAGCGAAUUCAAAUGAAUCUGUUUCUAUCAAUCCAGAUCAUUCUAUUGCUGGAACGUCUCAAGAGAAACAGAUGAAUAUUCCAGUUGUCAUGGAAGUUGAAGAAAGUGACAACGAAAAUACAACUGAAGACAGAAAUGCCGGAGAACCAUCUUUGAAGAGAACACUCAAUGAUGAAACAGAAACGAUAGAAGACGAAACAGCGAAAAAACCACGAUUAGAAACACUAUUGGAUGAUUUUAAUCUGGAUAACGUUGAUGCAAGGAUUAAAAUACAUGUUCUAAUAAGUCCAGAUGCCUGCGUUCAUGAAGUUGCAGUACAUCCAGAUCAAGAAUAUGAACCACUUAAGCAAUCAACGUUGCCACCGGCAAAAGAAUAUCCAUUCGUAUUAGAUCCAUUUCAGAAAGAAGCAAUCUUAUGUAUUGAAAACAAUCAAUCUGUACUUGUUUCUGCCCACACUUCAGCCGGUAAGACUGUCGUUGCUGAAUAUGCUGUUGCACGAGCUCUUUCAAUGAAGCAACGUGUGAUUUAUACAACACCAAUCAAAGCACUUUCCAAUCAAAAAUAUCGAGAGUUUCAUGAAGAGUUUCAAGACGUUGGUCUCGUAACCGGUGACAUCACAAUCAACCCAUCAGCAUCAUGUCUCAUUAUGACAACAGAAAUCCUUCGUAACAUGCUUUACAGAGGUUCAGAAAUUAUGCGAGAAGUUGGUUGGGUGAUUUUUGAUGAAAUUCAUUACAUGAGAGAUAAAGAGCGUGGAGUUGUUUGGGAAGAAACUUUAAUUCUUUUGCCUGACAAUGUUCACUACGUUUUCCUCUCAGCAACAAUUCCAAAUGCUCGUCAAUUUGCUGAAUGGGUUUGUCAUAUUCAUCGUCAACCAUGUCAUGUUGUUUAUACCGAUUAUCGUCCAACUCCACUUCAACAUUACAUUUUUCCAGCUGGUGGCGAUGGAAUUCAUCUUGUCGUUGAUGAAAAUGGAAAUUUUAAAGAAGAUAAUUUUAAUACAGCAAUGAAUGUGUUACUAAAUGCUGGUGAGGCUGCAAAAGGCGAUCAGAAAGGACGCAAAGGAGGAAAUAAAGCGACAGGUCCUGGUGGAACAACAAACAUAUUUAAGAUUGUUAAAAUGAUCAUGGAACAUAAUCUUGCUCCUGUCAUUAUUUUCUCAUUCAGCAAGCGUGAUUGUGAAAAUUACGCAUCGCAAAUGGCACGAUUAGAUUUCAAUACAAUUGAAGAGAAGAAGCUCGUUGAUGAAGUGUUCAAUAACGCGAUGGAUGUGCUAAGUGAAGAAGAUCGAAAGCUACCGCAAGUUCAGAAUUUAUUGCCAAUUCUAAGACGUGGAAUUGGAAUUCAUCAUGGUGGAUUGCUGCCGAUAUUAAAAGAAACAAUUGAAAUAUUAUUUGGCGAAGGACUAUUAAAAGCACUUUUUGCAACCGAAACAUUUGCAAUGGGCUUAAAUAUGCCAGCAAGAACUGUUGUCUUCACCAGUAGUCGAAAGUUUGAUGGAAAAAACUUUCGUGAAGUUACAUCGGGUGAAUAUAUUCAAAUGUCAGGUCGUGCUGGUCGUCGAGGUUUAGAUGACAAAGGUAUUGUAAUUCUUAUGGUUGAUGAGAAAGUAUCACCAGCCAUUGGGAAAGAAAUCGUACAAGGAAAGCCAGAUGCAAUCAAUUCAGCUUUUCAUUUAACAUACAACAUGGUUUUGAAUCUUUUAAGAGUUGAAGAAAUCAAUCCGGAAUACAUGUUGGAACGUUCAUUCUUUCAAUUUCAAAACCAAUCAAGCAUACCUGAUCUUUACAAGAAAGUUUUGGAUAAACAAAAAGCAUUUGAUGAAUGCGAAAUACAAGAGGAAACAAACAUCAGCAGUUAUCAUCAUAUUCGUGAACAACUUGACAUGUUGGGAAAACAAUAUCAUGAGUUUUAUACAAAUCCACAAUAUCUUGUGCCAUUUCUUCAACCUGGUCGAAUGGUGAAAGUUAAAACUGAAGAUGAUGAAUAUGAUUGGGGAAUUAUUGUAAAUUUCAAAAAAGAUACAAAAGAUAAUGCGAAGAAUCCAUUAAAAUCGGUAACGCGUGUGAUUGUUGACAUUUUACUUCAUGUUGAUGAUGAAUCGGAGAAGGAAGGAAUUCCAAAGCCUUGUCCGGAAGGAAAGAAAGGUUCAGUUGAAGUUGUUCCAGUUAUAUCGGGAUUGAUAUCAAAAGUCAGCAGUUUAAGGAUUUACUAUCCAAAUGAUCUUCGACCGUCAGAUAAUCGUCGAUCAGUUUUGAAUCGAAUAAACGAAGUUAAAAAACGAUAUCCGAAUGGACCGCCACUUUUAAAUCCAGUUCAAGAUAUGCACAUAAAAGAUAAAGAAUUUUUGAAUGUUUUGUCGAUGUUGGAGAAGUUUGAGAAGCGACUUUUUGCACAUCCACUACAUGACAGUUCCGAGCUUGCUGAAAUCUACACGAAAUAUUUGGCAAAGCUUGAAAUUGAAAAGGAAUUAAAGCAAGCAAAACAAGCAUUGAAGCAAGCGAAAAGUUUAUUACAAAUGGAAGAUUUGAAGCAUCGAAAGCGAGUGUUGAGACAUUUUGCGAGGCGAAUUGCAAAAGUGUCGAUUGAAUGUAAACUUGAGUUGGAUGAGGAACAAUAUGUGGAGAAGUUUAAGCCGACAUUAAUGGAUGUUGUGCUUGCUUGGUGUAAAGGUGCUUCAUUCUUUCAAGUUUGUAAGAUGACUGAUGUCUUUGAAGGAAGCAUUAUUCGUUGCAUGCGACGAUUGGAAGAACUUUUGCGACAAAUGGUACAAGCAUCAAAGACUAUCGGCAAUACAGAUUUGGAGAAUAAAUUCUCGGAAGGCAUAAGAUUACUGAAGCGUGACAUUGUUUUUGCUGCGGAAAGGAUAAAAAUUAUAACUGCAAGUGCCCGAAUUAAUUUAAGUAAAGUUAAUAAAGCAGUGACAAAGAUGGAUCACAAAAUUUUAUUUGGAUUUUUAAUCGCAAUUUUAUUGACGCUCAACGGUAGCGUCGUAGUCGGAGAUCAGGAUAAGGAUAUUCCACAUAACGAAGUACGCAAUUGGGCGCUUAAAUUUGGCGUCGAUUUAUGGGAGUUUGGGAGACAAUUUACGAAAAUUUCCGAUAUCAAAAAUAGAUUUAAGGAGAACGAUUUCGAGGUUGUAAGGAAGGAUGGACUCGUGUUUCUACGUGAAAUGGCAGCUGAAGUUAAAAACUUUAUGGAUUUUAAAAUGAGUGCUGUAAUGAGAAUAAUGGAUUCGGCCGAACAAGCAGCACUAUCCGAAUCUGAUCCCGAACAUCAAGCUCAAAAGUCACAUUCGAAUGUGUUUUACGACGCUCGACGAGUAAACGUUUAUGACUCUGAUGGGAAAUUGGCAGAUGGUGCCAAGCACAUGCUGUUAAGACACAUGAAAAGAUUUGAAGGCUUACCGGUGAACGUGAGUUUAAGUUCGGUACUUUUCACCGAUGGCGUUGAAUUAGAUCCUGAAACGCAAUCAGCAAUUUCGUGGUCGUCUCACUUAGAUCCACUUUUUGCGAAUAAUCUUGAGAAGGAUUCAGCAUUGUCAUGGCAGUAUUUCGGUUCAAGAUCAGGGUUUUUACGAAGAUUUCCAGGCACUGCAUGGCCACCCGAAGGAUCUCGAGGCAAUCGUGAAAUAAAUGAUUUUCGAGUUGAAGAUUGGUUCGUGCAAGCAGCUUCAUCGCCCAAGGACGUCAUCAUUCUUCUAGAUUCGUCAGGAUCAAUGUCAGGAAAACAAUUUGCUUUAGCCAAAACAACAGCAUUUACAAUCUUAGAAACUCUCGGUGACGACGAUUACGUGAAUCUCAUAACAUUCUCAGACGUUGUACGGUCAGCUGUUCCAUGCUUUUCAAGCAAAAUGGUUCGUGCAACGCCUGAUAAUAUGCGAGAAAUAAUUGCAGCAACAAAUGCUAUCAAAUGUGAAAAUGUUGCAAACUUCUCCGGUGCACUUGAUGAAGCUUUCGAUUUGUUACAUAAAUAUAAUGUCAGUGGACAAGGCAGUCAAUGUAAUCAAGCGAUUAUGUUGAUAACCGAUGGACCUUCAGAGUCACAUGCUGAGUUGAUUAAACAUCACAACUUUCCACACAUGCCGGUGAGACUUUUCACUUAUCUCAUUGGAAAAGAUUCCAGCAGCGCUGAGAACCUUCACAAUAUGGCAUGUCAGAAUAAAGGAUUUUAUGCACAAAUAAAUUCACCAGAAGAUGCAAAAAGAAAAGUUCUCGAAUAUGCGCUUGUUAUGGCACGUCCGAUGGUUCUUUAUCAAGCUGACCAUCCCGUUCAUUGGAGUCCAGUUUUUGUUGGUGGGUAUAGCAGUUUAUUGGGCAGAGAUAAUGAAGGGAAGAGAAAGCUUGUUACGACAGUAUCGGCGCCUGUUUUUGAUCGACGAAAUCAUUCUGUUCGUGUUGCAAAUAUUCUUGGAGUUGUCGGCACCGAUGUUCCAAUAGAAGAAAUCCAAAAAGUUAUUCCACGACAUAAACUCGGUGCCAACGGUUACUCAUUCAUUGUUGACAACAAUGGAAGACUUUUAUAUCAUCCAGAUUUGCGUCCAUUGACUGACAACGGAGUGUACAUGACAAUGUUGAAGCCUAAAUACAAUUCAAUUGAUCUCACCGAAACUGAAGUUCCUGAAAUUGAAUUCACUAGUAAUGGAAAUCCUGGAAACGCAGAAUUACGAAUGGAUGAAAACAAGCAAGCUUUGUUUGAUAUGAGACAAGAAAUGGUUUCACAAAAAGAAGGUGAAAUGGAAUUGACUGUAUUAACGCAUAUGGAUGAUAUGAAGAGAGUUUCAUUGCGUACACAAAAAUACUUUUAUGGACCCAUUGAAGGAACGCCAUUUUCUUUAGGGUUGGCAUUGCCUGAAAGAUAUGGCUUGCAUGAGUUGGUGUCACAGCAAGAAAUCAGACACUCUCAUGUGAAUGUGACAGAAUAUUUUAAAGGUCUGAACUGGAAAGUUCAUCCUGACUUUGUCUAUUGUGAAUACAAUAGCUUGAAAGAUAUGGACAAAGAGUUGGAGUUCUCUGGUGAUUCGUUCUUCCGUGAUCGUGAAGAUUCGUUUGAUACACCAGAGGAACAGGUGUUGCACUUUAUGGCUCGUGCUGGAAGACCUGGUUGGAAAUGGAUGUCGCUUCGAGCGAGAAGUCCACAACCACACCACACGCAUGGUGGACUUCCACCAAGCCAUUAUCAUCAGCCACCGCCUUCAAAUCAAAACUCACGAAAAGCUGAACCAUACUAUUGUGACCGUACGUUGUUUCAAAGCUUAGUACGGGAUGCAAUGGUGACAGAAACUUUUGGACAAGAAAACGUUCGAAGUACGGGAAAGAAGGAAGACAAACACCCUAUUGCCACUUUAAUGGCACUUUUGCACAGGCAAGGCUAUCAAAUGUUUGGAGUUAAAACAUCAUUCAUUGCAACACGUUCAGGGUUGUUAAGAUGGAAAGAUCACACGAAUCAUACAAACGAUCCGUUAGAACCUCAUUUUGCUGACCUAAACGCAAAAGCAAUGGACACAUCUUGGUAUAGAAGAGCGGUUGAUCAACAUGCAAUUGAACCUGACAGUUUCGUGUUUAAUGUUCCAUUUGAUUCUGGCUACAAUGGGAAGAAUAGUUCAGUUUUAGUGACAGCAGCACAUGCAAUGUUCAUUGAACAUCGUGGACAUAAAGCAGCUGCUGGUGUUGUUGGACUUCAAUUUACUCAUGAGUCAUUAGCAAAACAUUUCGUGAGCAUCACCUCAGCUUGCACCGGAACUGGUCAAUGUCAAAAACAUUGUGCAUCUGAUGAAUUAGACUGCUACGUUUUAGACAACAAUGGUUUUGUGCUUAUCUCAGAACGAACUGAACAUACUGGAAAGUUUUUUGGUCAAAUUGAUGGCACAAUUAUGGAUUCGCUCGUUCAAGAUCGUAUUUUUCGUCGUGUAGCUUUAAUGGAUUAUCAAGGAGUUUGUUCUGAUCGUGACAAUCCUUAUAACGCUGCUGGUCAACGAAUGAAUCCAAUUCAACCUAUUUCAUGGCUUUUAAAAUAUUUAUUCACCUUCUUUACUACUUGGUCUUCAUUCUUUACUCAACCUGUCAUCUCAUGGCCAUCCGCUUACAAUUAUGAAGACGAAGAAAACAUGCCAAUCUAUGAAGAUGAUUAUGAGCAACCUGAUUACAACAAUCAACCAGAUUUCAAUGAUCAUAUGACACCGGAGAUAGACACAAAUCCACCGCAACCCAGUCCACCUCGUGUUGUGGCACCUGCUUCGGGUGGUCCACGUGUCAUUCCCGAUCCAGCCCAUGCACGACCUUGUGAUUUAAAAACCGACCUUUAUCUUCUUCAACCUGACCGGUUGAAUUCAAGUGGUCAAAGUAAUCCUCUUAAAGGAAAGCUAACAAAUUGUCAUUCAACGGGCUGUGAAAGGCCCUUUAGUGUUCAAAAAAUCCCGCACAGUAAUUUAAUUCUCCUAGUAGUCGAUACGCUUUGUCCUUGUGGAUCAAAGCAGUUAGAUAUCGAGCCUCAAGAGGUUCCCGGUGGUGCAGGAGCUUGUGGGACACGACGACUAGCGCGUGAACUUCUCCCAAGAAAGCGACCACCGAAGUGUAUAAGUUACCAUCCUGAGGAGAUUGAGAUACAACAGUGUGGACGAGCGACGACAAUAAAAACAGCAAAUCUUUAUGUUACCAUCAUCACGUCCAUAGUCAUGUGGAUCAUUGCGAUGCAUGCAUGAUAGAGUGAAAGUUAUUAUGACAUUAGGCACGUCUUAUAAAAUGUUUAAUCGUAAGUUUUACGCUAUAAGUUGUUUACAAAAAUUUAAAGAGAUGAAAAAAAGAGAUUUAAAAACAUUGACAUAAAAGGUAUAAAAUGAGAAACGGACAAUAUUUGAGCGAAUUCUAUUGAUGUAGUUGCGGGUUGUGGUGAGCUACAUAAGUAAAUAAUCCGGGAAGUAUUCACAUAAUAUGUCACACGCUUUUAUAAAGAAGUUGGUCGUAAAAUGUUUUGCUGCAUUUGUCGUUUUAAAUAUAGAUUAGAAAUUUAAAUUCGACAGCUUGUUGAAUGCUUCUUGUGUGACAAAUUAUCUGAAUAAAUCCCGAAUGAAAACUUUUCCAUUGUCAAAGUUAAGAUGAGAUAAAAAAAUGAAGUAAAAUAAAAUAAAAUCAAAGUCUGUGGUAAAACGAAAACUAUAAUAAAUGAGAAUUAAACAACAUUAUACAAGAAAAAGAAAGAAGUUAAUUAAAAUAAGUAUGAGAAACUUUUUUAAAAUAUUUAAUUUUAAAAUCGAAAAUGUCUGAGAUCGGCAG
Clunio marinus is the source of this 9448-nucleotide messenger RNA. The record is from the annotation of a GenBank genome assembly. NCBI's taxonomy places the organism in Eukaryota, Metazoa, Arthropoda, Insecta, Diptera, Chironomidae.